Didymodactylos carnosus is the source of this 564-nucleotide messenger RNA. The record is from the annotation of a GenBank genome assembly. NCBI's taxonomy places the organism in Eukaryota, Metazoa, Rotifera, Eurotatoria, Philodinida, Philodinidae.
AUGACUGCUCGUUCUCUAAAUGAGUCACAAACACAGAUUAUGUUACGUGGUACUAAACGAACAACAACAGCAACUCAUGCCGUAUUUUUGGAUUCACAAUCACUUCAAUAUAUGAUGGCACCUUUAGACAGCUGCGAAUUGGUUGAAAAAGAUAAUCAUAUUGUAUACAGUUACCAUGGACGUGAAUUUUCUGGACAAUUAGACACCAUGGGACCAAAGAAAUUAUGUAUUACUAAAUUAAGACAACUUACAGGUGGAACAAGCACAUAUGAAUAUGAUACAUUAGAACAAGAAGAUGAUGGAGAUGAAGACGAAAAAGAAGAACAAUCAUUUCUUACUGCUACAAAAAGAAAACGGAAACCAUUAAAAGAUAUAUCAACAAAUAAAUACGUAAAAAAGAAUCCAUCUUCAACAAAAAAUCUUAUUUUUAAUAAAGGUCCAUCAACAGAAGCUUCAUCUACAUCAUCAAUAUAUUUUACACCAGUUAAUGCCAAAAAAAAUAUUUUAACCAGAAAAAAUGAUACAAUACCCAUACAAACCACAAAUAAGAACAACAACAGAUGA